AUGGCAUUGCACUCUGAGGGGCCUUAUGUUGGACUCCCUUCCUUCGAGCAGAAAGGUUUGACGGCACUUGUUACCGGUACGAAUGGUAUCAGCGGACAGCACAUGCUCCGCGUGCUAGCCAAGAAUCCAGAUUUAGCUCUUGGCUUUCUCUCGGGCACUGACAAUAUAAGGGCGACCUUGCAGGCCAACAACAUUACCAAGGUUGACUAUGUCUUCUUCUUUGCCUACAAAGAGUCUUCUGGCCCCGAAGGAGAGCUUUAG
Fusarium verticillioides 7600 is the source of this 261-nucleotide messenger RNA. RefSeq lists its product as hypothetical. Bases 1 to 261 code for a protein of 86 amino acids. The record is from RefSeq and is a predicted model, not a curated record. The transcript has 2 exons. NCBI's taxonomy places the organism in Eukaryota, Fungi, Ascomycota, Sordariomycetes, Hypocreales, Nectriaceae.